UUCCUCGUUCUUCUUUCUGUGCAAAGAGUGCUAAGCGUGUGAUGGCUCAGGGAAGAGACAGUGCAGGAAAAGCCAUGGCUUUUGGUCUCACUCUACUCUUUCUUAUGCUUCUGCAAAGCGAGCUCGCCGAGUCCGCCAUUUACACCGUCGGGAAUCAAAAUGGCUGGACCUUCAACUCCGCGGCCUGGACCAAAGGCAAGCGCUUUCGUGCCGGCGACGUCCUUAUCUUUAAAUACAGCCCAUCGGUGCACAACGUGGUGGCCGUAAACGCAGCGGGCUACAAUGCAUGCACGACUCCUAAAGGUUCUAAAAUCUACAAAUCUGGGAACGAUCGCAUCACUCUCGUAAAGGGUCCUAACUACUUCAUCUGCAACUUUCCUGCUCACUGCGAGUCAGGGAUGAAGAUGUUGGUGAACGCAGCAUAAGUAAACUAAAGAAAUCAUGUAAGGCUUGACAGGGAAAUGAAAUUUUUACUUAUUACAAGUGUUGCCAUAUAUAUAUAUAGGGAAAUUAAGUAAUGGCGUUGUAUGUUUAAGAGAGUUGCUUACAGUUGCUUCUGAGUGAAAACCAUAAAUAAAGAUGUUUUGAGUUUGCUUUGUUGUACUA
Molecule: messenger RNA, 606 nt
Organism: Dendrobium catenatum
Lineage: Eukaryota; Viridiplantae; Streptophyta; Magnoliopsida; Asparagales; Orchidaceae
Product: basic blue protein
Exons: 2
Coding region: 42-425 (127 amino acids)
Cellular component (GO): plasma membrane
Molecular function (GO): electron transfer activity
Source: RefSeq, a predicted model, not a curated record